Molecule: messenger RNA, 435 nt
Organism: Ochotona princeps (American pika)
Lineage: Eukaryota; Metazoa; Chordata; Mammalia; Lagomorpha; Ochotonidae
Product: phospholipase A2, membrane associated-like
Exons: 4
Coding region: 1-435 (144 amino acids)
Biological process (GO): arachidonate secretion; phospholipid metabolic process; negative regulation of T cell proliferation
Molecular function (GO): calcium ion binding; phospholipid binding
Source: RefSeq, a predicted model, not a curated record
AUGAAGUCUUUGCUGCUGGUGGCAAUCAUCAUGGCCUUUGGCUUGCAGGAAGUCCAUGGGAAUCUUCUGAAUUUCCGGAAAAUGAUCAAGUUUACAACAGGAAAAGAACCUGCAACCACUUAUGGCUUCUAUGGCUGCUUCUGUGGCCUGGGCGGCACAGGGACUCCCCUGGACGCGACCGAUCGGUGCUGUGCCACCCAUGACUGCUGCUAUACCCGUCUGGAGAAUCUUGGCUGUGGCACCAAACUUCUGAACUACCAUUACAGCCUGAGCGACAACACCAUCACCUGUGAGGACGAGGACUACUGUAGAAAAGAGCUGUGUCAGUGCGACAGGACCGCCGCCUACUGCUUUGCCGCCAAUCAGGACACCUACAACAAGGAGUAUGAGUACUACUCCAACAGCCGCUGCUCCCAAACCAAGCAAACCUGCUGA